Molecule: messenger RNA, 3570 nt
Organism: Betta splendens (Siamese fighting fish)
Lineage: Eukaryota; Metazoa; Chordata; Actinopteri; Anabantiformes; Osphronemidae
Gene: ppp4r1l
Product: protein phosphatase 4, regulatory subunit 1-like
Exons: 20
Coding region: 208-3114 (968 amino acids)
Biological process (GO): protein dephosphorylation
Molecular function (GO): protein phosphatase regulator activity; protein binding
Source: RefSeq, a predicted model, not a curated record
CGGGGUGCCCCCUACUCUCCGUUAUGUCGAGUUUGUGCCCAAGAUCGGAAACAGAUAUCGGCUUAGGUGUUUAAAACAUAUUAAACCGCCAAAUUCCAGCAUCUGGUAGUUUCAGGAAGUAGUUUGCUGCUUUGUUUGAGUGACAGCUGUGCUGUGGUGACAGCCCAUACCGGGACGGCAGCCCGCAGAGCCGAACCGAUACUCAAGAUGGCAGGUCUAUCUUUAUAUUUUGAAGAUGGCCAUGAUGAUAUGGAUGACUUUGGAUUUGAUGACUAUGCUUCGGAGUGUGACGGCAUCCGCAUCACAGCCUUUCUGGAUGCAGGCCAAGACAACCUAACUCCUCUUGCAAAGUUAGAGAAGUAUGCAUUCAGUGAGAAUGUCUUCAACAGGCAGAUUGUGGCUCGUGGCCUGCUUGAUGUGCUUCGAGAGUUCAGCGAGAAUGAAAAUGACUUUAUCAGUGUCAUGGAGACAGUUGCCAGAAUGUCAGAGGAUGGAGAACCUACGGUGCGAGCAGAACUAAUGGAGCAGGUCCCCAACAUUGCCAUGUUUUUACACGAGAGUCGACCCAACUUCCCAGCAGCUUUCUCAAGAUACUUGGUACCAAUUGUGGUCCGAUAUCUCAUUGAUCCAAAUAACCAGGUGCGCAAGACCAGUCAGGCAGCACUGCUUGUUCUGCUGGAGCAGGGACUCAUCUCUAAAGCUGACAUGGAGACAAAAGUUUGUCCAGUUCUGCUGGACCUCACAGAACCCAGCAGCGAUGACGACUACAAAAUAGAGGCAGUUGCUAUAAUGUGUAAAGUUGUCACCAUGUUAGGCAAAGACACAGUGGAGCAUCUUUUGCUGCCACGUUUCUGUGACCUGUGCAGUGAUUCCAGACUCUUCCAAGUCCGCAAGGUCUGUGCUGCCAAUUUUGGAGAAUUUUGUUCUAUUGUGGGUCAGGAAGCGACAGAAAAACAACUGAUCUCCAAGUUCUUCGAUCUGUGCUCAGACAGCCUGUGGGGCAUCAGGAAAGCCUGCGCCGAGUGCUUCAUGAUGGUCUCCAAUUCCACCUCUCCAGAGGUGCGACGCACAAAGCUGUCCCCCCUGUUCAUCAGUCUCAUCAGUGACCAGUCUCGCUGGGUGCGCCAAGCUGCCUUUCAAUCUCUGGGACGAUUCAUCUCCACUUUUGCAAAUCCCUCGAGCACAGGCUUGCAUUUCAGAGAGGAUGGCGCCUUAUUAGAGGUCCCGAAGUGCACAUCAGAUAACAACUGCUCCUUGAACUCCCUAAACUGCUCCAACAACAGCAGCUAUCACACAGAAAGAAGCAUCACCCACACGCCUCCAAACCAGGAUGGCCGUGCAACACCGUCCCCAGAGCAUGACAGUGAAGACAAGCACAGCUUCGAUGACAGCCACACGCCUGUUUCUGGAGUGGUGCAUAAUAGCUCCACCCACAUUGUGCACAGUUUAGACAGCCCCAUGAUUAGGAUUGAAACGAAAGAACCAGAGCAGACUGAUGAGAACUUUAAUUCCUUUCACUACUGGAGGUCCCCGUUACCAGACAUCAGUGGCGAACUGGAAAUGCUAAGUAGUCAAACAUCAGAGAAAGAGACUGAGACAGAGAAAGAGGAGGAACCUGAGCAAAGCUGUCCUGACUCCAAAUCCAGCCAUGGGAAAGCUACCAGCGACCAGAUCCAAAUGGUUUUGGACCGGUUGCAACCACACAUGGAUGACCCUGAUGUACAAGCUCAAGUCCAAGUACUUUCAGCAGCUCUCAAAGCAGCCAAACUUGACAGUCCAACAGACAGCAGCCCAACAGACAACAGCCCAACUGAAUCCCUGCCAGAGACGCAGCCUGAGAAUAGUGAAGAGAAGCCGUUUCUGGAGAGCAGUUCUGUCCAGGUUCAGUCAGAGAGUGAGGAAAGUUCCACUGAAGAGGAGCAAACAUCGGCACCUCCUCUGGCCCCAGACUCGAGCCCCAUCCAGGAGCAAGGAAAUGAAGAGACUCAGACAGAAUCCCUGGAAGACGAGUCUCCCCCUGACUCCCCUGUUUUAGAGUCGGAACUGAUUGAGGGCAUGGAUGAGGAGGAAAAGGAUGAUUUCGCUCACAGCCCAGUUUCUGAAGAUAAGCCUAAGAUUCAGAAUGUCAUCCCUCAGCAGCUGUUGGACCAGUACCUCUCUAUGACCGAUCCGGCCCGUGCCCAGACAGUGGAUACAGAAAUAGCUAAACACUGUGCCUUCAGCCUGCCAGGCGUUGCACUUACUCUGGGACGACAGAACUGGCACUGCCUCAAGGACACAUAUGAAACCCUUGCUACAGAUGUCCAGUGGAAGGUCCGGCGUACACUGGCAUUCUCUAUCCACGAACUAGCAGUUAUCCUGGGAGACCAGCUCACAGCAGCUGAUCUGGUGCCCAUCUUCAAUGGUUUCCUCAAAGACUUGGAUGAGGUCCGCAUUGGUGUGCUCAAACAUCUCUAUGACUUCCUCAAGCUGUUGCACGCUGACAAGAGGAGAGAAUAUUUGUACCAGCUGCAGGAAUUCAUGCUGACUGAUAACAGCCGCAACUGGAGGUUCAGAUACGAGCUGGCAGAGCAGUUGAUACUGAUCAUUGAGCUGUACAGCCACUACGAUGUGUACGACUACCUCAGACAGAUUGCGCUCACACUUUGCUCCGAUAAAGUCUCAGAGGUCAGGUGGAUCUCGUACAAGCUGGUCGUAGAGAUCCUCCAGAAAUUGUACGCAUGCGGUGCUGAUGAUCUGGGCCUGAACUUCAUUAAUGAGCUCACUAUCAGGUUCUGCCAGUGUCCAAAGUGGGUGGGACGGCAGGCCUUUGCUUUCAUCUGCCAGGCCAUAGUAGAGGAGGACUGUAUGCCCAUGGAGCAGUUCAGCCAACACCUGCUGCCCAGCCUGCUCAGCCUCUCUUCCGACCCGGUGGCUAAUGUUCGUGUAUUGGUUGCCAAGGCUUUACGGCAGAGUGUGAUGGAGAAAGCGUUCUUCAAGGAGCCAGGCUGUGCCUACUCUGAUGAGCUGGAAGAGACCGUCAUGGCUCUGCAGUCGGACAAGGACCGAGACGUGCGCUUCUUUGCUACCCUGGACCCCAACAAAGGCCUGAUGGACACGGCUCCCUUGAUCUAGCCUCAGCUCCCAACUUUUGUUACAGCUCACCUGCCUGUCUAAUUACCUGUCUGUCUGACUGAUGCACAGUCAGUGUAAUCUGCAACACCAGCACCUGACCAGAACCCUAACCACUUGCCUGCUGAGCGGACCUGCACCAACUACCACUUGAGCAUCGUGUAAGGUUACAAAACAGGAAAGUGUGAGCAUGCUCAAACAAACAACCCAGUCUCUGGUUGGGCACUACAUAGAGAACAUAACUUCAGUAUGUGCGUAAUUCUGAGUUUUCAUCGAAUGAGCCGGACUCAUGUCACCUGCACCACUUGUGGAAGCUGCCGUGUUUUCAUUUGAACAUUUUCCCGCCUCCUCCACACUAACGACAAAGACUGUCCUUCCCCAACUACCUUGUAAAACUUAACGGGCUCUCUGUCCAAAGCUAAUUGUAAGCUUGAUAUAAAAUUGCUGAAUUUAUUUUUA